UCCUUCCAGCGCCGCUCCCAUCCCUCUCUCUGCUCCCCCACGAUCCACCCCUCUCCAUCCCCAAUUAAACGAUCCCCUCCUCGUCGAGCCUGGAUCUGGCCGUACCCUAUGGAGCGACACAAUUCAUUCAGGAUGGGAGAGGCCAAGGAGAACGACGUGUACAAGCAGGAGCUGCUCGACGACGACAAGGCUGUUGACGCCGCCGCCAAGCCGGCCGCCGGGCACGCAGCCGCCAGGAAGGGCAACGUCGGCAGCCACAGCUCCGGCUUCACAGACUUCUUUCUCAAGCCCGAGCUGCUCCGGGCCAUCCAGGACUGUGGCCUUGAGACCAGGACUAACGCUUGGAGCAGCGUCCCCCCGAAGGCAAGUUAGUUCGAUUGGUUAGCAUGUAGUACAACGCUUAGCUAUCCCCCUUGGCACCCAUUAAUCGCCACGUAUUAGCUUUCAGUGGUUUCAAAAGCAUACGAACUAGACCGCUAGGAAUAACUAGUACUCCCAUAUAUGUGAUCUCUUAUAUUUCUUUACAGCGGGA
Messenger RNA from Triticum aestivum (bread wheat), 532 nucleotides. Its product is annotated as DEAD-box ATP-dependent RNA helicase 15-like. The transcript is spliced from 3 exons. The record is from RefSeq and is a predicted model, not a curated record. Bases 109 to 372 code for a protein of 87 amino acids. NCBI's taxonomy places the organism in Eukaryota, Viridiplantae, Streptophyta, Magnoliopsida, Poales, Poaceae.